This is a messenger RNA of Zonotrichia albicollis (white-throated sparrow), 500 nucleotides long. The record is from RefSeq and is a predicted model, not a curated record. Lineage: Eukaryota; Metazoa; Chordata; Aves; Passeriformes; Passerellidae.
AAAUGGCGCCUCGCAAGGGCAAGGAGAAGAAGGAAGAGCAGGUCAUCAGCCUGGGACCCCAGGUUGCUGAAGGAGAGAAUGUGUUUGGCGUCUGCCACAUCUUUGCCUCCUUCAAUGACACCUUCGUCCAUGUGACUGAUCUGUCUGGCAAGGAAACCAUCUGCCGUGUGACCGGUGGGAUGAAGGUGAAGGCAGACAGAGAUGAGUCCUCUCCCUACGCAGCCAUGCUGGCAGCCCAGGACGUUGCCCAGAGGUGCAAGGAGCUGGGCAUCACUGCCCUGCACAUCAAGCUGCGUGCAACUGGGGGCAACAGGACCAAGACUCCUGGACCCGGUGCUCAGUCAGCCCUGAGAGCUCUGGCCCGCUCUGGAAUGAAGAUUGGCCGCAUUGAGGAUGUCACCCCCAUCCCCUCCGACAGCACUCGCAGGAAGGGUGGUCGCCGUGGACGUCGUCUGUAAUCAGCGCAGCACCUUCUGUUAUUAAAGCUCUCUUAAACCUCA